GGGAGGUGGCAAUGUGGGGGAGGUGGCCAAGGGCCCGGGUAAGAGAGGGAGGAAGGCCGACUUCAGGUUUGUGCGUCCGCCUGGUUAAGCUCAAGUCCUGGACAGUCGUGGAGAAAUCUUCUGUUGUUUCAUUUUAAUCAUGGCUGCUGUUCAAACCGAGGUUUCUCUGUCCUCCCAACCUUGGCAGCGGGCCUUCCACAUCUAUGGGGGGUUGGCAUGCAACUCACUAAUGGCUGACUUCUGGUCCGACAGAACUCCUCUCCAUGAAGCGGCCUACCAAGGCAGACUGCUACACCUGAGGAGCCUCGUCGCUCAGGGCUUCCAUGUGGACACACUCACCAUGGACAGAGUCUCUCCUCUUCAUGAAGCUUGCCUCGGUGGCCAUUACGCUUGUGCCAAGUUCCUGUUGGAACAUGGAGCAAAUGUGGAGACAGUAUCAACAGAUUGUGCCACACCUCUCUUUAACUCUUGCAGCAGUGGCAGUGCUGCUUGUGUCAGGCUCAUGUUGCAGCACGGUGCCUCCAUCCACACCCCCUACCAGCGGGCGUCACCCAUUCACGAGGCCGCUAAGAAAGGUCACAGGGAAUGUCUGGAGCUGCUGCUGUCGUAUGGAGCUCAUAUUGACGUGGAGCUGCCAGUGGGGGGGACGCCUCUCUACUCCGCAUGCUUGGCCCGAGCUGAAGCCUGUGUCAGAGUGCUGCUACACUCAGGAGCAGAUGUUCGAAUCGGGUGUGGGCAGGACAGUCCGUUACACGCUGCAGUUCGAGGUGGAGGAGCCGAGGUAGUGGAUCUUCUGCUGGACUUUGGGGCUGAUGGGUGUUGUAGGAACGCGGAGGGAAAGACUCCUCUGGAUCUGUCGUCGUCUAACAGUGCAGUGAGAGUUGCACUGCAAAAAAAAGGUCCCUGCUCUCUGUCUCAGCUCUGUCGGUUAUGUGUUCGUCGGACUCUGGGAAGGAGUCGCCUCCACAGAGCCUCCAUCCUUGUCCUCCCUCACAGUAUCAAGGACUUCCUCCUCUACCAGUGACACGUCUCCGCCCUGCUCUGUGUGUCAGUUAUACUGAGUUGUCCUUCACGUCUGUGCCUCAUCCCUGACAAACAAGGCAAAAUCAAGACAUUCAGAGAAUGGGACAGGGUCAGCCAUCUGUAUUUUAUAAUAUGGUGGCUUUUGAUAUUGUUAUUAUUGUUAUUUAUAUCUUGCUCAAAAGAAAUACUUUGGAUACAGCAUGGAAAGUUGCUUUUAUAUUGCAGAAGCUUUAAUGUAUCAGGUUUUGUAUUUUUAUGCUUUUAAGAUUGUCUUUCCGCUAAGUAUGACCACAUAAGUCCUUUGUACAAGCAGCUCAUUGUGGCUACAGUAAAGCGAGAAGGCUGAAACGUUUGAAUUAGUGGGUGCGUUAAAUUUUUUAAAAUAUUUGAUUGACUUACAAAAUAGUUUUAUGAGAAGCGCAACCAUUUAGGAAUAUACAUAGUUAUUUUUUUCCUAUUGUGUCAAAUCUGACACUAUAUAUAAUUAAGGAUUGAAAGAGAAUGAUAUUAUGUAAGUGAAAUGUUGAAAGGGAAAAGGACCUGAAGAACUGAGGAAUGGACCGAGUUUCAAUCUGCCGUUGCUCAAGGGGAAUAAUUUUCCUGUAUUCAAAUGCCACGCGAAAAGGUCACCUCUGCAGAGACCUUGUUUGAGCUGAUUUAGCUCGACGUGUCUAUACUUAAACUGCAAAGAAAAGCCUCAGAAAAGCCUUAGACACAUCUGAUGUGAUUUGUGUUUUAUUUGUAUUUGUUUGUGUUGAUUGAUCUCCUGCUGCUGAUGUCUGGAUUUAGUGGUUACCUGAAUCUUGUACAAAUGGACCUCUGAAGCGAGCAUUUUAGGUUAAGCUUGACAUUUUCUGUGAACCCACAGUUCACAGUGGGUUUAUACUGACAAUCCAGUGCAAUGAAAUAAAAAAAAUAAAUCAAAGAAUAAAUCGAAUUU
This is a messenger RNA of Centropristis striata (black sea bass), 1963 nucleotides long. It is a transcript of the gene asb11, whose product is annotated as ankyrin repeat and SOCS box containing 11. Gene Ontology annotation, biological process: positive regulation of protein catabolic process; intracellular signal transduction; protein ubiquitination. The coding region runs from base 140 to 1024 and encodes 294 amino acids. The record is from RefSeq and is a predicted model, not a curated record. Lineage: Eukaryota; Metazoa; Chordata; Actinopteri; Perciformes; Serranidae. Gene Ontology annotation, molecular function: protein binding. The transcript is spliced from 7 exons.